This is a messenger RNA of Microtus ochrogaster (prairie vole), 828 nucleotides long. RefSeq names its product RBMX like 2 (gene Rbmxl2). Gene Ontology annotation, molecular function: RNA binding. NCBI's taxonomy places the organism in Eukaryota, Metazoa, Chordata, Mammalia, Rodentia, Cricetidae. The transcript is spliced from 2 exons. The coding region runs from base 1 to 828 and encodes 275 amino acids. The record is from RefSeq and is a predicted model, not a curated record.
AUGGUCGAAGCCGACCGUCCGGGGAAGCUCUUCAUUGGAGGGCUCAACCUGGAAACCGACGAGAAAGCCCUCGAGGCGGCCUUCGGCAAGUACGGCCGCAUCAUCGAGGUGCUCCUGAUGAAGGACCGGGAAACCUCCAAGUCCAGAGGCUUCGCCUUCGUCACCUUCGAGAACCCCGCGGACGCCAAGGCCGCCGCCCGCGACAUGAACGGCAAGUCCCUGGAUGGUAAGGCCAUCAAGGUGGCCCAGCUGCCGCCGCCGCGCCGCGACCCCUACCUGGGCCCGCGCGACGACGGCUACUCGCCCCGGGAGAGCUACUCGAGCCGCGACUACGGGAGCGCCCGCGACCCGCGCGACUUCGCGCCCUCGCCGCGCGACUACAGCUACCGCGACUAUGGCCACUCGAGCGCCCGCGACGAAUGCCCUUCCAGGGGCUACUGCGAGCGCGACGGCUACGGGGGCCGCGAGCGCGACUACGCCGAGCACCCCAGCGGAGGCUCCUACCGAGACCCCUUCGACGGCUACGGGGACCCGCGGGGCGCCGGCCCUGCCCGAGGUCCGCCGCCAUCUUACGGCGGAGGCCGCUAUGAAGAGUACCGCGGCUGCUCGCCCGACGGCUACGGCGGCCGCGACAGCUACCGCAGCGAGCGCUACUCGAGUGGCCGCGAGCGCGUGGGCAGGCCGGAGCGUGGGCUGCCGCCGCCUGUGGAACGAAGCUGCCCGACCCCGCGCGACUCGUACAGCCGCUCGGGCCGCCGGGCGCCCCCCAGGGGCGGAGGCCGAGUGGGAAGCCGCCUGGAGCGAGGUGGAGGUCGGAGCAGGUACUGA